AAAUUAUUAAUCAAUUAAAAAUGUGAUAUUAUUAAACAUAUUGUGAACUUACUGGGAAUAAUUGAAAUCGUCUUCUGCUUGCAAGAAAUAUGUUUUUUUUUUUCGUUGUUUGCUUUAGGAAAAUUAUAUCUCAAAGAAAAUUUUCACUUAAUUAAUUUUAUGGCUCUUCAUAAGCAUUUAUGCGACAAACGCCAACCAUGUGAUUUUGUUUUAGCAACGCACGCAAGCGUAACUGGGUCCAACGCAUAACGCAAGCAUUGCGAUGUAUCCUUUAGACGUUUUAUAUUAACUUAUUGGGUAAGUGUGCAGAUUUGUUUCGUUUAAAUGGGAACGGAACAAGUAAACAAUACCUUUUGCCAUAUGGUACACAUAUGUUGUUUUUGAAGAACGAGUGAGAAAUUUCGGAAAUGGGCAGAUUUCGAGAACAAUUUAGUUAAAAUCCAUACGAAUACGCGACAUAAUUGAUUUAUUUGAGAAAAAAUGGACGAUGAAGCUGAAACGUACAAACUAUGGCGAAUACGUAAAACCAUUAUGCAGUUAAGUCAUGAUCGCGGUUAUUUAGUGACCCAAGAUGAGUUAGAUCAGACGCUUGAACAAUUCAAAGAAAUGUUCGGUGAUAAGCCAAGUGAAAAAAGACCAGCACGCUCAGAUCUAAUUGUUUUGGUUGCUCAUAACGACGACCCGACCGAUCAAAUGUUUGUAUUCUUUCCGGAUGAGCCAAAAAUCGGAAUUAAAACCAUCAAAACAUACUGCACGCGCAUGCAGGAAGAGAACAUUCAUCGUGCCAUUGUAGUUGUGCAGGCCGGCAUGACACCAUCCGCUAAACAAAGCCUUGUGGAUAUGGCACCGAAGUAUAUAUUAGAGCAGUUUUUAGAGUCGGAAUUACUUACUAACAUUACAGAGCAUGAAUUGGUUCCCGAACAUGUUGUUAUGACUCCAGAGGAAAAGCAGGAAUUAUUAGCCCGUUAUAAAUUGAAAGAAAAUAUGCUAAUGCGUAUACAGGCCGGAGAUCCAGUGGCCAGAUAUUUUGGAUUAAAACGAGGCCAAGUGGUGAAGAUUAUACGUUUGUCAGAGACAGCUGGACGUUAUAUAUCGUAUCGUUUAGUAUGCUAAAUGAUGCAGCGAAAUCUUAAAUCUUUCUUGGAUUACAUUAUUAUAAUGUAAAAUAUAUUAAUCUAUAAAAAUGAUUGCACAAGUUGCUUUUUUUAGAUUGAUGGUCGAGCACCAAGGAUUAAAAAAAAAAAAACAAAUUGAAUGUGCACAACUUCAGGACUGAAGUUAUAGAUCUGCUUACCGACUAUGAAUCUGCACGACUAUUCAAGCUAAAUUCCAAUAUUAGUAAGACAAUAAGAUUAGCCUGUAUAUCUAAAAAGAUUGGAAAUAGGCUUUAAUAGUUUAUUAAAGAUUCAAACUGCUCAGAUAUUUAAUCUGUAACUUGCGGCGUUAAACCUUAGGUCCGGAUACUUUGCAAUCUUAAUUAAAUUAAAGAAUUUAUUCUUCCAUAUACUAUAAACGUUCGCCCUAGUGUAAAUAGAUGAAACCUAAAAUAAAAAUUCUUACAUACUCAUCACCUAAAUAAAUAUAUAAAAAUUUAAACUUUAUUCAGAAUUUACGUUGUUUACAAAUGUCACAAUUUUGCGUAUUGCGUAAGGAGGUUAUAAAUUGCUUCUGUUUUGAUUAACCAAAGGAGAUUCAUAUCUAAACUUUAUGGCAAAGUUUAUAGUUUGUAUCUUUACCUUUACGAAUAUGUCUAAAUUGACAAAGUCGUAGAUGAAAGGAAUUAAGUUAUAACUUGCAUAGGCCAAACCUUUUGGUAACCAUCGCACACGCAUUGAAAUUAUGAAAUGUGUUAGAUUUGUUAGAGGUGUUACAAAGUCUAUAUAUAUAUAUAUUUAGAGAAAUGAAUUGGGGCCGCUUGUUUGUGAAUAGCAAUUACAGGGUUACAGAGUUAAUACUGGAGAUUUUUCUCUUCAGGUCUUCUUUUGGUUUUUCUUCCGUUAGGACGCUCACCAAUAUCAGAAGGUGGCCCUGAGCAGGAUAGACUUUCCAGGCGGAAACCUCCGUUUCGAUAUCUGCGAAUCAUUUUUUUAAUUUUUCCAAAAGCAGGAGCCGAAAUGGUGUUUUUGCAAUCGCAACGUUAAAGCCUCCCCAAAAUUUAUGUAACAUAUGCCACAAAAACAUUAUCCAUUUCUCAAUUUAAAAAUUAAUUCUCCAAAGGACAAAUUAACCUACCCGAAUGAUAAUUAACGAUUAAGUGCUCGCG
Molecule: messenger RNA, 2263 nt
Organism: Glossina fuscipes
Lineage: Eukaryota; Metazoa; Arthropoda; Insecta; Diptera; Glossinidae
Product: DNA-directed RNA polymerases I, II, and III subunit RPABC1-like
Exons: 1
Coding region: 481-1113 (210 amino acids)
Biological process (GO): DNA-templated transcription
Cellular component (GO): RNA polymerase I complex; RNA polymerase II, core complex; RNA polymerase III complex
Molecular function (GO): DNA binding; DNA-directed RNA polymerase activity
Source: RefSeq, a predicted model, not a curated record